This is a messenger RNA of Oryzias melastigma (Indian medaka), 1916 nucleotides long. RefSeq names its product putative ubiquitin carboxyl-terminal hydrolase 50. The coding region runs from base 1 to 1896 and encodes 631 amino acids. Gene Ontology annotation, molecular function: cysteine-type deubiquitinase activity. NCBI's taxonomy places the organism in Eukaryota, Metazoa, Chordata, Actinopteri, Beloniformes, Adrianichthyidae. The record is from RefSeq and is a predicted model, not a curated record. The transcript is spliced from 8 exons. Gene Ontology annotation, biological process: protein deubiquitination.
AUGAAGGCCAGCUCCUUAACUGUAAAGGAGUGCACCUGGACGACAGAGGAGUGCCAUCUAGUGGAGGAGCUGGGUGCAGCUGUGGAGACGGACACAUUUUGUUUGCCAAAUAUUUUCAGGUCCAGAAAAGUGAAGCCACGCAGGAAGACUCCAGUCACCCCGACAUAUCAGGUUUACUAUACAGCCAGAGAGCUCUUUCUAGAGGUUCUGGACAGAGAAGCCAUCUGGGAGCUGAUUAGGAGAGCUCCUGGAGUGAAGGCUGGAGAUCAGCGGCUGUCACACAGCAGAGAGCAAAGCAGCGUUCUCUCUGAGGAGUACGCCGAGGCGCUCAUGUGGUUUUCUAUAGUCCUACAAAGUGGUUUGUGUGUUGGAGAGAACUGCAGGUUCAGCCCAGAGCCGACUCAGAAAUUGGAUAAAUUACAAGGUCUUCUGAAGAGAAACAGCAUCCAGAGUAAAAUUUUGUCUCUGACCGAAUUGGAGGAUGGAGACAAGUUGGAAGCUCUGUCUGCUUUCUGCAGCCACAUAUUUAAACGAUACCAGGUUCUGCACUCUCCCGGCCCGAACCUGACGGUGACGAAAUACAGACUGUACCACCAGCAGGAUCUAACAGGAUCCUCUGUGGACAUAUUUCUCCCGGGACUCUGGGUUGCACUGCAUACCGUCUGCAUCAACACCUAUGUGCUCCACUCGCUACAACGUCUGCAGCUUUCAGGGAAGCAGAUCCAGCUGACCGAGUUCAGCCGUGCUCUGGCCUCCCAGCUGACUGCCGACCACUGCAUCAGCGUGCCUGUUCUGCCACUGCUGAACAGCUGCUCCUACCAGGAGGAAAGGGUGAGUUCAAACGGUGUUGCCACAGCAAUGGAGAAUUCCAGCUUACUGCUGAGAUUCCAGAAGAGAUGGAGGAGACCAGGAGUGUGCGGGUUGGAAAACUCUGGCAACUCCUGCUACCUGAAUGUCGUGCUGCAGUGUCUCUGCGCCACUGUGCCCCUUGUAGAACAACUUCUUCAUUGGGACACGCGCAAAGAGCUUGCAAAAUCUAAAUGCAGAGUGUCUGAAGUGUUCGUGCACCUGCUGGAGAUAAUGUGGCUGGGCGGUGGCUCCAGCUGCAGCCCUCUGGAGGUCAGGUCAGCGCUGUGCUCCGUCCUCCCCCAGUUCAACAAUGACUCCCAGCAGGACGCGCAGGAGCUGCUGCUCCUUCUGCUCAACACACUUCAUGACGACUUCAACAAGGUUGCACAGCGGCAGAUGCGCUCCUCAUUACAGCAGCCGAGAAGGGGCUGUUCCUUCAACUCAAACAUAGUCACACGUUUGUUUGAGGGCCAGCUGAGCUACAUGUGCAUCUGCAUGCACUGCCACCACCAAGCACACAACACCCAAACCUUCACGGUACUCUCACUGCCAGUUCCAAAGGACAGCAUCAAGUGCUCCAUUCAGGACUGUUUGUCACUGUUCUUCAAGCAGACCGUCCUGACUGGGGGGGAGCAGGCCAUGUGCUCAGUGUGCGGGCUGAAAAGGGAAACAGCCGUCAUCACGUGUGUGGACAGAGCUCCAGAGGUCCUCGUGCUGCAUUUGAAACGGUUUGGAUCCAAAGGGAAGAACCAGGUGAAACUCAGAACAAACGUUCUUUUCUUCACGGAGCUCGACCUCUCCCAGUUUCUGUCAGGCCUGGUGCCGAAUGAAUCAUCUUAUCACCUAUAUGCUGUUGUGAACCAUUCUGGUCACCUGACCAUGGGUCACUACACAGCUGUGUGCUACAACAGCCCAGCUCAGACGUGGCAUUACUUUGAUGACGCUGCAGUCAGUGAGGUUCAGGAGGACCGACUGCAAUCUCCAAAUGCAUACCUGCUGUUCUACAGCCACAAGCCUUUCCACAGACCGCGAAUCUCUGGGCUCUGAGUUAAGCUUCCUGUCAAAAA